Molecule: messenger RNA, 823 nt
Organism: Acomys russatus (golden spiny mouse)
Lineage: Eukaryota; Metazoa; Chordata; Mammalia; Rodentia; Muridae
Product: small conductance calcium-activated potassium channel protein 1-like
Exons: 2
Coding region: 153-488 (111 amino acids)
Biological process (GO): potassium ion transmembrane transport
Cellular component (GO): neuronal cell body; plasma membrane; neuron projection
Molecular function (GO): calmodulin binding; small conductance calcium-activated potassium channel activity
Source: RefSeq, a predicted model, not a curated record
UUGUACUCUUUUCUUUCCCUCUUUUUCUUUUUCUCUGCUCUGCCGGCUCCUGCCAGGGCUCAGAAGUAAGUCUGGGGUUGACUAGGAAGUCUGCAGGUGCAUGACACCCAUGGGGAGGGGCACGCCACAGCUGCGUCCCUAGUGGGCAGAGAAUGUGUCUGUCCCCUGGGUGGGUCUGUGUCCAGGCUAUUGGGAAUGGCCUGCUCUGGGCCCGGAUUGUGUCUCACUUUCAGCCCUAUGGUCUAGCAGAGCCUAACCUGCCCCUGCCCCACCCCCACAGGCUCCGCAGUGUGAAGAUUGAACAAGGGAAAGUGAAUGAUCAAGCCAACACUCUGGCUGACCUGGCCAAGGCACAGAGCAUUGCGUAUGAGGUGGUGUCGGAGCUGCAGGCCCAGCAGGAGGAGUUGGAGGCACGCCUGGCCGCCCUGGAGAGCCGCCUGGACGCUCUGGGCGCCUCCCUGCAGGCCCUGCCGAGCCUCAUUGCCUAAGCCAUAUGCCCUCUGCCACCGCCCUGGCCUGGGCCUGGUCACCCGGUCGCAGCCACCCGGAGCCCACGAGGCCACUGGCUGCCCACCACGGGGUCAGACUGCGGGUGAUGGCCUGCUGCUCACCAGACUGCUUAAUCUUGGCCAUCAGGUGGUCACAGCAAGCGCCUCACCACUCUGGACCGCCGGACCUCUGGACUUACAAGCCUGGGUGGAGCUGAGCUGAGAGGACUGGCGCUCAUCCCCCUGAGGCUGGACCGUAGGGCCAGUGCCCUCUUGGCUGUCUCAGGCCCCAGGAGGGCAGGGAGUGACAGCAGGGGGCCCUUACCAUUUUUAAG